GAAAACAAGACCUGCUUUGAGUUGAUAACUUUCAAAAUGUUUUCAAUCGUCUUUAUGAACGCAGUAUUUGUAUUUCUGAGUCUUGUUUCCCAAGCAGAUGGUUCUUGUUUUGCGUCACAGGCAGGUCCAGGAAUAAAAGAUUGUACUGCACCAAAUGGAGCCCAUGUAGGAAAUGGUAAAAAUUAUGAAUCUUAUGACGAGUGUAUCAGCUGUGAUUGUGACAACGGCUACCUAAAUUGUUGUCAAAUGGGAAUGACUUUGUCGGGUCUCCAUCCAGACUGCAAGGCUGUUGCAGAUGGUCCAUGCUUUGAGAAGGCUGUACUGAAGAACAAUGAAAACAAACCAUGCCCGCAUAGAUAUGGAGGAACUGGUCGUUAAAGUUAAAAAAUAAAAUUGAUAUGA
This is a messenger RNA of Mytilus trossulus (common blue mussel), 402 nucleotides long. RefSeq lists its product as uncharacterized. The record is from RefSeq and is a predicted model, not a curated record. The coding region runs from base 37 to 378 and encodes 113 amino acids. The transcript is spliced from 3 exons. NCBI's taxonomy places the organism in Eukaryota, Metazoa, Mollusca, Bivalvia, Mytilida, Mytilidae.